AUGGUGAGGAAAAUUCUCAGACCUCAGAAAGUGACAGGAAGACUAAAAUUUGAAUGCUUUGUGGAUGUGAAGCUUGGGGGGCGGGCGGUUGUGCCCGGCGCGGUCCUUUGUGCGGCGGGACGAGUGCUUGCGGCGGGCGGCAGAAGGCGGAGGCGGCGGCGCGCGGCGCGAGGCCGCCGAGGCCGGUCCCCCGCCCGCCGCGGGGCUCUGGGCUCCUCUUCCGAUAGCGCGGGGCUGCGGAAGCGCACGCCCCGCAAGAAGGAGCCUCCGCCCUCGCCCCCGGGCGGUGUGUCCGAGCCGUCGGCCGCCGGGGCCGCCCCUGCGCCCGGCGGCGAAACCACCGGCAUCGCCGAGACCCCCGAGGGCCGCAGGACCAGCCGCCGCAAGCGGGCUAAAGUGGAGUAUAGAGAAAUGGAUGAGAGUCUUGCAAACCUGUCAGAAGAUGAGUAUUACUCUGAAGAAGAGAGAAAUGCUAAAGCUGAGAAAGAGAAAAAACUACCCCCACCACCUCCACCAGCUCCUGCAGAAGAAGAGAAUGAAAGUGAGCCGGAGGAGCCAUCUGGGCAAGCAGGAGGACUUCAAGACGACAGUUCUGGAGGGUAUGGAGACGGCCAAGCAUCAGGUGUGGAGGGUGCAGCUUUCCAGAGUAGACUUCCACAUGACCGUAUGACAUCUCAAGAAGCCGCCUGCUUCCCUGAUAUAAUCAGUGGGCCACAGCAGACUCAGAAGGUGUUUCUGUACAUCAGGAACCGCACCCUGCAGCUCUGGUUGGAUAACCCAAAGAUUCAGCUGACAUUCGAAGCAACUAUCCAACAAUUAGAAGCACCUUAUAACAGUGACACAGUGCUCGUUCACAGAGUUCACAGCUACCUGGAGCGGCAUGGGCUGAUCAACUUUGGGAUCUACAAAAGAGUGAAGCCUCUUCCAACCAAGAAGACUGGAAAGGUGAUCAUUAUCGGUUCUGGAGUCUCUGGGUUGGCAGCAGCUCGCCAGUUGCAGAGUUUUGGAAUGGAUGUCACAGUUCUGGAAGCCAGAGACCGAGUGGGAGGAAGAGUUGCUACCUUUCGCAAAGGGAACUACGUUGCUGAUCUAGGAGCAAUGGUGGUAACAGGACUUGGAGGAAAUCCCAUGGCUGUGGUCAGCAAACAAGUGAAUAUGGAAUUGGCAAAGAUCAAACAAAAAUGUCCACUUUAUGAAGCAAAUGGACAAGCUGUUCCCAAAGAGAAAGAUGAAAUGGUGGAGCAAGAAUUUAACCGUCUACUGGAAGCCACAUCCUAUCUCAGUCAUCAGCUGGAUUUUAAUGUUCUCAAUAAUAAGCCUGUCUCUCUAGGUCAGGCUCUGGAGGUUGUCAUACAAUUGCAGGAGAAGCACGUGAAGGAUGAGCAGAUAGAACACUGGAAAAAAAUUGUGAAAACACAGGAAGAAUUGAAAGAUCUUCUUAACAAGAUGGUGAAUUUAAAAGAGAAGAUUAAAGAACUUCAUCAGCAGUAUAAGGAAGCAUCAGAGGUGAAGCCACCUCGGGAUAUUACAGCGGAAUUCCUUGUGAAAAGCAAACACAGAGAUCUGACUGCACUUUGCAAGGAGUAUGAUGAAUUGGCAGAAACACAAGGAAAGCUGGAAGAGAAAUUACAAGAACUGGAAGCCAAUCCACCAAGUGAUGUUUAUUUGUCAUCAAGAGACAGGCAAAUACUUGACUGGCAUUUUGCAAACCUAGAAUUUGCUAAUGCUACACCCCUCUCUACACUUUCACUGAAGCACUGGGACCAGGAUGAUGACUUUGAAUUCACAGGCAGUCACUUGACUGUGAGGAAUGGAUAUUCCUGUGUGCCUGUAGCCUUGGCAGAAGGGUUGGAUAUUAAAUUAAACACAGCAGUUCGACAGGUUCGCUAUACAGCAUCAGGCUGUGAAGUAAUAGCUGUAAAUACGCGAUCUACCAGCCAGACCUUCAUUUAUAAGUGUGAUGCUGUGCUGUGCACUCUGCCCUUAGGAGUGUUGAAACAGCAACCUCCAGCAGUUCAGUUUGUGCCACCUCUUCCAGAGUGGAAAACAUCUGCAGUGCAGCGUAUGGGAUUUGGCAACCUGAACAAGGUUGUGUUAUGUUUUGAUCGUGUCUUCUGGGAUCCGAGUGUCAAUUUGUUUGGCCAUGUUGGGAGCACUACUGCAAGCAGAGGAGAACUUUUCCUCUUUUGGAACCUGUACAAAGCGCCAAUUUUGUUGGCCUUAGUAGCAGGAGAAGCAGCGGGGAUCAUGGAGAAUAUCAGUGAUGAUGUCAUUGUUGGUCGGUGCCUUGCUAUUCUCAAAGGCAUAUUUGGCAGCAGCGCUGUGCCCCAGCCUAAAGAGACCGUGGUGUCCCGCUGGCGUGCCGACCCAUGGGCCCGGGGGUCAUACUCCUAUGUAGCAGCUGGAUCCUCUGGAAAUGACUAUGAUUUGAUGGCUCAGCCAAUUACUCCAGGGCCAGCCAUUCCAGGUGCCCCACAGCCCGUUCCACGCCUUUUCUUCGCGGGAGAACACACCAUUCGCAACUACCCCGCAACGGUGCACGGCGCGUUGCUGAGCGGGCUGCGGGAGGCCGGGCGCAUCGCCGACCAGUUCCUGGGGGCCAUGUACACGCUGCCGCGCCAGCCCGCGCCCGGCGUGCCCCCGCAGCAGGCUGCCAGCAUGUGAGGGGAGCGGGAGGCCUCAGAAGAGGGUGCAAAGCCCACAGUGCUACUGUUGUGGACUCUGGGAUGGAGAUACUCAUGUAGUCUCUAGCAGAGUCUGCUGAGAGGACCCGGAGUUACUGUACAACAUUUGUGUGAGAAUGGCCUUACAGAAGCUCACUGAACCUUUGGCUUGGCAGCCUUCUAAAAACUUUAGAGCUGUUUGAAGGGACAGUGUAAACAGAAUCCUUUACUGUGAAACUGGUGAGGGACUUUGAUUCUGCAGGUACUUUUUGAAAGUCAAGCUUGUAGAUGGAGGUUUUUUAGGAUGGGAUUUUUUUCUACCUGUGUGUGUAUUUACAGUUUGGUAAUUGCACAAGGCCCUCUAGAAGCUGGUUGCUACAAAUAGUAACUUAGUGUAGAAUUUAUGUAAACUUCUUUGUGGUUUUUCUAUGGUUUUGUUUUGAAGACUAAUAUUUUUGACCUAUUCCUGUGUGGUUUUGAGAAUUUGGAGCAACUGUUUACCUACCAGUAACAGCAAAUCACAUCCCUCCAAAAAUGGUCCAUUGGCUGCUACACCAGCUGCAUCCUGUUGUAGAGAGUAAGUUGGUAUCACUGAGCAUGCUAAGCAUACUGUUUUAUUAAAUACUUUCAAACAAAAGAAAUCUUCAGAAUUGCAUAUUUGUAAGUUAAAAACUAGAAAAAAUAUUAGCAUUUGUUUAUAUAGAGAGACAAUUGCCUAGACAGGAAGUUAACUGAAAGACCUGAGUUCUUGACUUCUGCUUAGUGCAGGUAUUCACUCUGUACCUCUUGGCUUUGUUUCUGCCAGACUGAUGAGAUGAUGUUGCAACUGCCACUAUGCUUCUGAAAAUCACUUCAGUUUGGCUGCUUUUCCAUGUAUUCUCCUUCUUAUAAUUCAUCACAAGCACAAUAGAGCUUUCUUUUCAUUGCACAGAGCAGUUUUAUGUAAGCAUUUAGAUCUUUUUUCCCUCUCCUUUAUUUCCCCAUUAGCAUUAGACUUUUCUUAUUUCUUGAACUUUUCUCAUCCUCCUUUUUCUGCAGUUUAUGUCUGUCUCGCCUAGCUGCGGUCUCUGUUCACACUGGCUUUUCUGCUCUUCACUGCUCCUCUUCUCAUUCUCUGACCCCAUGUCUGUAUAUGUGCAGUCUAUCCCAACUUCCUUCUGCCCUUGCACCUUCUGUUCUGAUACCUUCUCUUGUUCCAUGCUUAUCCAUCUACAAUUACACUGCCCAUGCUUCUUUCUGAAGAAAAUACACACAGAGGCACGACUGCAGACCUUGCUUGUUUCUGACUCUGUUGUCUUUGGCCAAAGACUCUCCAUCUUCUAUCAUAAUUGCUUCUGUUUUCUUGUGUAUCCUUCUUUGCAGCAGGAGAUCAUUCAUCCUGACCAUGUCUUGUGGUUGCUUUCUCCUGACAUGUCUAGGUCUGUGAGCAGGUAUCUCCAUAGCCGGUCCUUCUGACAAGCUGUGAGAAAGGGCUCAUGUGGCCAGAGUAUUAGGCUGUGAAGGGGACACAGAUUGGAGGUGUCAAGGACUAAGCCCAUUGGAAGUUGGUUGGAUUUGGUGCCAUGGGAGACCCUUUAUGCCAAACCUCCCGUCUAAAUCAGUGUUACUUUCCUCAGGUCUCUAACUUUGCACAUGUUGUUGCUACUUGAGCCCUUGGUGAAAAGGGAUAGUAUUGAGCAACAUCACUCAUUCUUGCUGUGCCUUCCAGGGACAAGAGAGACUUGUUAUGGUUGGUCAGAAAACUGUCACUGAAGGGGGGCAGGACUUGAAAGUCCAGCAAGGCAUGGAGGAGGAGUGUCUGAGGGUGACAGAGAGUAAAUGGGGAGUAAUUUGAAACUCAAGAGUCCCUGCCUUAUGCUCAUCAACACCAGGGAAACUUGUUCCAGGAUGACAGAUGUGACAGACCUUUAAAAUCCACCAACAGCUGAGCUCCUUUUGGCUACUCUGACUGAAGAUGGGAAGAGAAUUGGGGUGCUAUGCCAUGUAAUUGGGUCUCCAUAUUUGUAGGGUGGUUUGCUGUUGGGAUUCAUGAUGGUGCCAUCUCUGUCGUGACAUCCUGCCUGCUCUAGCAAAGUGUCAGAAACUCUUAAAAGCACUUCAGGCCCACUAGAAAAUAAAAUAGUCCUGAACUGAA
This is a messenger RNA of Manacus vitellinus (golden-collared manakin), 4797 nucleotides long. RefSeq names its product lysine demethylase 1A (gene KDM1A). The record is from RefSeq and is a predicted model, not a curated record. Gene Ontology annotation, cellular component: nucleus. NCBI's taxonomy places the organism in Eukaryota, Metazoa, Chordata, Aves, Passeriformes, Pipridae. Gene Ontology annotation, biological process: regulation of DNA-templated transcription. Gene Ontology annotation, molecular function: protein binding; oxidoreductase activity; flavin adenine dinucleotide binding.